AUGCAGAACAUCAAAGAGUACUUCGAGAACAUGAAGUCUAAGGGUGGUUCAUCGUCCUCGUCCUCUCAACCUGUCCCUGAAAGUCCCAUUCCGGCUCAUGUUGAACUCCCUACUAAUCUGGAGUCUACUUCCACUGGGGAUGCUCAGCCGGUCAUAGAUGCCAUUGAGCCCGGAGAUCAGCCAGAUCAAAAACGGAGAAAGGUUACUACAUUCAGAUCUGAGCACCAGGAUUGGGAGACUCUGUGGACCACAGAGUGGAAAAAUCAGCAACCACAGACUGUGGUUGCUGAUUUUUCCACCAAGCCUUUUGUUGGCCGGCUAGUAAUCAAGACUCAGCAGCCGGGGCGUAAGGCUGCUAGUCAUGCGAACGAUCCGGCCCAUAAAGCCCUUGUCACACGUGCCGACGUUGCCGCUGGCACUGGGCAUUAUAGGAAUGCUGGUGAGCUUAUGAGGGCAGUCGCGUCAAAGACAAAGCUCGACCAGUUGAGUACCGAGAAAGAGGGUAUGAAGCUGUACAUUGAGGCUCUAUUCUACUUGGUUAAGGAAGAGAUUCCUCAUACCACGAACGACCUUCGCGGCAACAAGGCCUCUCAAUGCCACCUACCGGUCCACUACGACAAGCACCGAUGUUAUAGACUCCAUUAA
Perkinsus marinus ATCC 50983 is the source of this 645-nucleotide messenger RNA. RefSeq lists its product as hypothetical. Lineage: Eukaryota; Perkinsozoa; Perkinsida; Perkinsidae. Bases 1 to 645 code for a protein of 214 amino acids. The record is from RefSeq and is a predicted model, not a curated record. The transcript is spliced from 3 exons.